Molecule: messenger RNA, 831 nt
Organism: Penicillium brevicompactum
Lineage: Eukaryota; Fungi; Ascomycota; Eurotiomycetes; Eurotiales; Aspergillaceae
Product: proteasome regulatory particle base subunit RPN10
Exons: 4
Coding region: 1-831 (276 amino acids)
Biological process (GO): proteasome-mediated ubiquitin-dependent protein catabolic process
Cellular component (GO): cytosol; nucleus; proteasome regulatory particle, base subcomplex
Molecular function (GO): polyubiquitin modification-dependent protein binding
Source: RefSeq, a predicted model, not a curated record
AUGACUUUGGAAGCUACCAUGAUCGUUGUCGACAACAGCGAAAGCAGUCGCAAUGGAGACUACACGUCAACCCGGUGGCAGUCUCAAGUUGAUGCCGUCAGCAUCAUUCACAGUGCUAAGAUGCGUGUAAACCCGCAGUCAGCUGUUGGUCUUAUGAGUAUGGGCGGCAAGGGCCCUGAGGUGCUGUCAACUUUCACACCCGAGUUCGGAGCCAUUCUGGCUGGACUUCAUGCGACAAAAAUCCACGGCACAUCCCACCUCAGCUCGAGCAUCCAGGUCGCAGCGUUGGCUCUCAAGCACCGUAUGGAGAAGUCCCAGCGCCAGCGCAUCAUCGUGUUCUCCUGCUCCCCCAUCGAAGAAGACGAAAAGACCCUCGUGAAGCUCGCCAAGAAGAUGAAGAAGAACAACGUUUCGAUCGAUGUGAUAGCCUUUGGAGACCUCGAAUCCGACCAGACCAAGAAGCUUGAGGCGUUUGUUGAGAAUGUCAAGAGUGGAGAUGGCUCCCACCUCGCCAUCAUUCCUCCAGGACCCCAUUUGCUCAGCGACCAGCUCCAGAUGACCCCCAUCCUGGCCGGCGAAGAUGCCGAGGUCGGCGGUGGAGGCGGCGAGGGUGAAGCCGGUGGAUUCGGAUUCGAGGAUGCCGCAGAGAACGACCCCGAGCUCGCAUUCGCCCUGCGUUUAUCGAUGGAGGACGAGAAGAACAGACAGGAGAAGGAGAAGCGCGACCAGGAAGAAGCAGAGCGCAAGACUCAACUCGGUGGUAUCCCCGAGGAGGGCAGUGGCGAGUCUAGCAAAGAUAAGAAGGACGAGGACAAGAUGGACACCGCUUAA